AUGGUGCGAGCUGGACUUCUGAACCGGGAAUGGACUCUUGGUAUUGAAGGCUGGACUGGACGAGCACUUCUGGAACCUGGUACCCAAAGUCUCACGGCGCGCAGUCUUCAUAAUAACUACCACGUGGAUGUUUUCUGCCUGUCCGAAGUCGGAAUCCCCGACUCAGGCACCCAAGAAAUAAAAAUCCUGGGAGUCGAUUCCCUUUAUCCGCUGCCGCCAAUCGUCAACCGUGGAGAGGUGCUCGCCAAUUUCAAGAUCCUCAGCACCGCGAUUCUCUUUCGAUUAAUAAUCAAACGACCAAUCAGCCCUCUUCGUUGGACGUCGCUGUUCCUCAUACUGAUUGCGGGCAUUGUCAAUGGAAUUUCUAGUUUGGAUCUGAAGGGCGAUUCGACUGCCAGUGUGCUCCACAUCACCCCCAAGGGCAUCUUCAUGAUCAUCAUAUACGUUACUAUUUCGGGUCUAGCUGGUGUCUACACGGAGUACAUAUUGAAGAAUCGUGUGCAAGUGAGUUUGCUUCUCUCCGCCUCACCCAUACCUCGUUUUUGCUCCAAUGGCGUUUACCUAGAGGGAGAGAGAGUGGUUUACCACUUGGGAUUGGGUAUGGCUGGCUGA
Molecule: messenger RNA, 612 nt
Organism: Dibothriocephalus latus
Lineage: Eukaryota; Metazoa; Platyhelminthes; Cestoda; Diphyllobothriidea; Diphyllobothriidae
Source: the annotation of a GenBank genome assembly